Sarcophilus harrisii (Tasmanian devil) is the source of this 1332-nucleotide messenger RNA. It is a transcript of the gene SH2D6, whose product is annotated as SH2 domain containing 6. Bases 162 to 1244 code for a protein of 360 amino acids. Gene Ontology annotation, cellular component: cytoplasm. The transcript is spliced from 15 exons. Gene Ontology annotation, biological process: cell surface receptor protein tyrosine kinase signaling pathway; intracellular signal transduction. The record is from RefSeq and is a predicted model, not a curated record. Lineage: Eukaryota; Metazoa; Chordata; Mammalia; Dasyuromorphia; Dasyuridae.
GGGGAGCGGGGAGCGGGGCGGGGUGCCCAGAUCCGGGGCCUUCUGCGGCUCGGAGAGAUGCAAAUCUCGGGCACAAUGGGGUCCCUGUUUCCCCUGAUCCUGCCUCCGCUGAAAAGGUCGGGCCGGGCCCUGGGGAGUCACUCGCUCCUCAGCUCCCCUUGAUGGACAAGACCGGCGGGAACGGGACCCCGUCCCAGCCUCCCCUGCCGCCCCCCAGAGCCCCGGGGAAGCCCCCGCGGGGAGCAGCCCGUGGAGUCUCCCCAUCUUGGAGAGAGGAUGCCUGCCUCCCGGCUUCCCCAGGUUCUGCGGGGCUUUUGAGCCAAUGGGACGCCGAGGAGGAAGAGGAUGGAGAAGGGGAGUACGAGCUCCCUCCUUGCGAAUCCCUGGCCGCCCACACGGCCCCUUUCCCUGUGGAGAAGAGCGAGCUGUAUCUGGAUCGAUCCGUCACCGCUGGACCUCCCAAGCCCGAGCCCCGGCCCUCCCGGGAUCCAGCUGAAGAAGAAGACUCUGAGGACGCCAUCUACCUGGAGCCCAGUCUGGUUUCACCUUUAAAACAGGACUUGGGGCCUCAGGCCCCAUCCACCCCGGCCGUGAUCCCAAGACCCACGAUGGUCCCCAGACCUGCCUACAAGGCUCUCUCUGGCCCCCAGGAAGCUUGGAGUGGGUCAGGGGACAUCGCGUACAAUGAGCUCAGGUCCAGCCUUCUCAUGUGCUUAUUACUCUGGCCCCAGCCCCACCGAGUGAUCUUCUUCCAGUGGGGAGGAGUACAUUCACGGGGAAACCCCUUGCAGAGGAGAGAUGCAAAGAAAAAGAAUGAAAUCAUAGCUGUCAAUCAAUUAAUUGCUCGGGGUCAGUGGGACCCUCUGUGUUGUGUGUGUGCCCAGAAGGCCGGCCUGCUGACUCAGCCCUGGUACUCGGCGCACUGUGACCGCCAAACUGUGGAGAACACACUUCUCUUGCUCCGAAAGGACGGCUCCUACACCAUCAGGCUCAGCUCCGAUCCCCAAGGACUGAAGCCCUUCACCCUGGCUGUGUUCUCCCACGGCCACGUCUACCACAUCCCCAUCCGGUGGCUAGAAGCCCAGGGACAGUACGCACUGGGCCGGGAGAGCAGGAGCUCCGACAAGCUCUUCCCCACCGUGGCUUCCCUGGUCCAGCAUUUCUCCCAGCACCCCCUGCUCCUGGUGAACAGAUGCGGUGGCGAUCGGCAGCACGCCCGCCUCCUCUUCCCCACCAAGGCCUGACCCCCGGCGGAGCAAAGGGGCAGGAGCGCGGGGUCAGCCGUGCCCAGCACAUAGGAGGCGCUUAAUAAAUGCUGGCUGAGCAAAGGAA